Molecule: messenger RNA, 324 nt
Organism: Ostertagia ostertagi
Lineage: Eukaryota; Metazoa; Nematoda; Chromadorea; Rhabditida; Trichostrongylidae
Source: the annotation of a GenBank genome assembly
AUGAAAAAUGACAGAUACACGGUUGAGAUUGGCCCAAGGCACGGUCUAGGAACAAUUGCUCUACAACUUGUGGUGCAAGGACCUAAAAGUCCGGACUACGUUCAUGAAAGAGUAGAAGCAUUCCUGGAAAAGAUCAGGAUAGCUGUAUUCGUUCACAGCAAAAACGACAAACGAGACGAAAUCGUUGCGAAAACAGAAGCCACCGAUCAUCCAGAACUGAAGGAAAUCAAAAGUAUGGAGCAGUUCCGUCGUACGCUGCCUCUAUACGGCCUUCCGCGUGCUGAGUUGGAUUUGAUGCCGAUUGGUGUUGAUCCGCUGGUCUGA